Molecule: messenger RNA, 2289 nt
Organism: Marmota flaviventris (yellow-bellied marmot)
Lineage: Eukaryota; Metazoa; Chordata; Mammalia; Rodentia; Sciuridae
Gene: Tada2a
Product: transcriptional adaptor 2A
Biological process (GO): chromatin remodeling; regulation of transcription by RNA polymerase II
Cellular component (GO): nucleus; SAGA-type complex
Molecular function (GO): zinc ion binding; transcription coactivator activity; protein binding
Source: RefSeq, a predicted model, not a curated record
CGCAAGCCCGGGUAGGGCACGCCACAGCUGGCAGCGAGAGCGACUGGUGGCUCCUCGGAGACGAGGUUGCAGACGCGGUGAGGGGGACAUCAAGCUUUGGUGUAUGUGCUGACCAGUUCUGAGAUCUUGAGGAAGCUCUGCACAAAGGAAGAUAAAAAGCAGCAAUCUUUGCCAAUUAGGGAAUGGACCGUUUGGGUUCCUUUAGCAGUGAUCCCUCUGAUAAGCCACCUUGCAGAGGCUGUUCUUCCUACCUUAUGGAGCCUUAUAUUAAGUGUGCUGAAUGUGGGCCACCUCCUUUUUUUCUCUGCUUGCAGUGUUUCACUCGAGGAUUUGAGUACAAGAAACAUCAAAGUGAUCAUACUUAUGAAAUAAUGACUUCAGACUUUCCAGUUCUUGAUCCCAGCUGGACUGCUCAAGAAGAAAUGGCCCUUUUAGAAGCUGUGAUGGACUGUGGCUUUGGAAAUUGGCAGGAUGUAGCUAAUCAGAUGUGCACCAAGACCAAGGAGGAGUGUGAGAAACACUACAUGAAGCAUUUCAUCAAUAAUCCUCUGUUUGCAUCUACCCUGCUAAACCUGAAACAAGCAGAGGAGGCAAAAACUGCUGAUACAGCCAUUCCAUUUCACUCUGCAGAUGAUCCUCCUCGACCUACCUUUGACUCCUUGCUUUCUCGGGACAUGGCAGGAUACAUGCCAGCUCGAGCAGAUUUCAUUGAGGAGUUUGACAAUUAUGCAGAAUGGGACUUGAGAGACAUUGAUUUUGUUGAAGAUGACUCAGACAUUUUACAUGACCCACAGGAGAAUGGCCUGGAUACAAGUAUUCCUGGACAUCUUUCAGUGAUUGAAGCUACAUUUAUAUAUAGCACAUUCCCUCACAGCCCAGCAUCUCUGAAGAUGGCUGUGGUGGAUAUCUAUCAUUCGAGGUUAAAGGAGAGACAGAGACGAAAAAAAAUUAUAAGGGAUCAUGGAUUAAUCAACCUUAGAAAAUUUCAAUUAAUGGAACGGCGUUAUCCCAAGGAGGUUCAAGACCUUUAUGAAACAAUGAGGCGAUUUGCAAGGAUUGUGGGUCCAGUGGAACAUGAUAAGUUCAUUGAAAGCCAUGCAUUGGAAUUUGAACUUCGAAGGGAAAUCAAGCGGCUCCAGGAAUAUAGGACAGCAGGCAUUACCAAUUUUUGUAGUGCCAGAACAUAUGAUCACCUAAAGAAGACGAGAGAAGAAGAACGCCUUAAACGCACCAUGCUCUCUGAAGUUCUCCAGUACAUCCAAGACAGUAGUGCCUGCCAACAGUGGCUCCGUCGGCAGGCUGACAUUGAUUCUGGGCUGACUCCUUCCAUUCCGAUGGCUUCGAAUUCAGGUAGACGGAGUGCACCACCCUUGAAUCUCACUGGCCUCCCUGGCACAGAAAAGCUGAAUGAAAAAGAAAAGGAGCUCUGUCAGAUGGUGAGGUUGGUCCCUGGAGCCUAUUUAGAAUACAAAUCUGCUCUUUUGAACGAAUGUAACAAGCAAGGAGGCUUGAGACUGGCACAGGCAAGAGCACUCAUCAAGAUAGACGUGAACAAAACCCGGAAAAUCUAUGAUUUCCUCAUCCGAGAAGGAUACAUCACUAAAGCCUGAGGCUCCAAGGGCUUGGGAUCACAAGUCAGAAGUUUGGAAUGUGGUGGGUCAAAGGACAGUAUAAGCAUUCUGAAAGUUUGAUUUUCAUCCAAAUUAUCAUUGUAAAAAGAGGGGAAGGACAAAGGAAACCUUCAGUUGUAUUAAUGUCUGCUUUCUUCUUUACCCUGCUUUAAAGCACUCCUAUGUUGGUAUUGUGCUGCAGAGUUGUGUGCUAGAUAAGCUAUUAUUAAAUGUGAGUGGGCAUUUAUUCCUAACACCUCUUGUAACUAAAACAAGAACCAUAGUACCUCACAUCACAGUGUUGGUAGAAAUAGAACCAAACCAAACCACAGUGUUUAUUCCCAGGAGUUCAGCUCAGAUCCUUGUACUUGAGAGCUAUUUGCUGAUUAUCUGUUUUGCCUUCAGACAUUGCAGAGAAAUUUAGAAUAAAAGAGAAAGGUUUGAGAGCAUGAGAAAGGCUCUCUUCUAAGGAUUUUUUAAGCUGAAACUUAUGUUUAUAAGCAAAGAGGAGGAAUAUCUCCCCGUGAUGUUCUUGUCCCAAACUGCAUCUCUGAUGUCUGACUAUGUACUUUGCAGUGUGGCUGUCUGAUCUGUAGUAGACUUUUGAGGAGGUGGCACCGGAUAUAAAAUGUCUCUGUUAUUUUUAGAAUUAAUGGAUUAAAGUGUUUUUGCUAUUUAA